Molecule: messenger RNA, 2397 nt
Organism: Paracoccidioides brasiliensis Pb18
Exons: 1
Coding region: 1-2397 (798 amino acids)
Biological process (GO): protein phosphorylation
Molecular function (GO): protein kinase activity
Source: RefSeq, a predicted model, not a curated record
AUGACCACCCUUUCGCCUCAUGAUUCUGAUAUCAUUGCAAAGCAUCCUUUUAAUGACUCGCUAAAUUCGCUGCGAGGCCCACUUCAGGAGGCAGAGCAAGCAUAUGAUGCCUCAGCUGAUCCUAAGGAUGAAAUCUGUCAAAGGGCAAUAUCAAAACUUCUUUCUUUUUUUCUGGGGCAAGAGAUAGCUGUUGAGCUUCAAUCUAAAAUAAGUAAACACAGUGUGGCUCGUGAGCUUGUAGAUAUCCAUGAAUGCAUUCUCAAGGGUGAUUUCAACUACAACGACUUUCGACUGUUGGCGCGGCUUAUCAUCCAAAAAGCACCAGAUGUUGAUAUUUGGAAGGCUGUUCUUGAUCUCACAGUUACUAUCUCACAAUCAAUUCCUCCACUGACAAGCAUCCCCCGUUUCUUUACUGGCACGCCAGUAAAAACCACCUCAUCAUCACAGAAAGACUCCGAGCAGACACGCGAGUUGGUGAAUAUGAGAAUCUUUGAGGAGAUAUGCGACUGCACAUUUCAGAAUGUUGAGGGCUUCUUCAACAAGUACUUCAAGGGAAAAGACUGGAGUGACAAAGCAGAUGCCAUCUGUCAACAUGUGCUAGCCCCAGACAGUGAUGGGAACUGGGCCCAGUUUCCUGAUCCUCCUAUGCAGAGUGAUGUCCUUACCUGGUGGUUUCAACUUCAAAAACGCCUUCUCUCAGAAUCACGCAGCAUCUACAGCACCACAGUGAGCAAAACAAAUCUUACUGGUUCAAAGGCGGAACGGCAACUUGACCUUCUUCUGAAAGCUAGAAGCACAAGCCUCUCACAAGACAAACAUGACUGGAGAGACAUCCUGGUGAUUGGUGAGCUGAAAAAAUCAGAGAAGGAGAUCAGGGCCAAAGAUACAUUGCUGCAGAUAAGCUGCUAUGUGCGUGAUGUCUUUGCAGCUCAACCCACCCGGCGAUUUGUCCAUGCAUUUACCGUCUGCGGGACCAAGAUGGAGAUGUGGGUGUUUGACCGCUCAGGCCCCUACAGCUCAGGCAUCAUUGAUGUCAACACAGACCGAAGACAAUUCCUUCAGGUGUUUGUGGGCUACACCAUGAUGAGUGAUGAGGAGCUGGGACUGGACACCUUUAUUGCUAGAAAUGAAGACGGCAGCAAAUCAAUAACCAUCAAAGAGUCUGAAUCCUCAGAGGAAUUGACACUGCGGCUGAGUGAAAUGCUUACCUUUCAGCAUGCCAUUGUGUGCCGUGGGACGACAUGUUUUCUCACAGAUGAUGGAGAAGUGGAGGGUGUAGCCAAGCUCUCAUGGGUUUCAGAUAAGCGGCGCCCAGAGGUGGAACUCCUCAAGCUAGCAGCUCAAAAAAAUGUCCAAGGGAUUGCCAGGAUUAUUGGACACAGUACCAUCACCAGCAUAGCUGACAUGCGCUGCGGCCUGACCUUUGACAACAAGCACCAUGACUUCAAAAGUGCAACCUCCAGUAGAGUCUCCUCACUUCAUCAAUCUCAGCCAUCCGCUGAGCCCUGUCACUUGAAUAUUCAUCAAACAUCUUCCAGGAAAUGCAAAUAUCCAGGCAAGGGAAUGCAGGUGUCCAAACAACCACAUUUUGCCAGUCAAUCAUUGAGGACCUCUCAGCAGAACAAUGAACUUCCUUUCUCCAUUCAGUCAGUGCACACACCAAGUCUCUUUGACAGGAAUGGCAAGGAACUCUAUGACAACCGUGUUCUCCGCUGUCUGGUGAUAUCACCUGCUGGCCGGCCAAUCUACAAGUACAAAUCACCCUUGGAGCUACUCAUGGCACUUCGUGAUGCAAUAAAGGCACAUCAGUCUCUUUACCUGGACGGAAACAUCCUUCAUCGAGAUAUUUCAGAGAACAAUAUAAUAAUAACCAAUCCUGAAAAGACAGAUGGUCACUCUGGCAUGCUAAUUGAUCUGGACCUUGCCAAAGAAGUUGGAAGUGAGCGAAGUGGUGCACGCUACCGGACUGGCACAAUGGAGUUCAUGGCAAUUGAAGUGCUUCUUAAUGUCGACCAUACUUACCGGCAUGAUCUUGAGUCUUUCUUCUAUGUGCUUAUCUGGCAGUGUGCCCGUAACAGCUGGAGAAAACUAAAUGAGCUACAGAGACAGAGACAGAGACAGCCACAAAACAGCAGACUGAGAGAAUGGUAUACUGGAACUUAUACAAAUAUUGCAAGAAUCAAGGAAAGUGACAUGCAAGUUCGUGGAUUUGAAUUUGUUCUGCAGGAGUUUCCACUGGAAUUUGAGUGUGUCAAACAUCUCUGCAGGACCAUACGAGGCGUGCUGUUUCCUUAUGGGAAGGAAGGAAUUAUUGUUGGAACACCACAAGACCCAAAAAUACUCUAUGAUCCUAUUAUUAAGGCGUAUGAUGAUGCGAUAGCAGUGAUUGAAGCUUAA